This is a messenger RNA of Paracoccidioides brasiliensis Pb18, 459 nucleotides long. RefSeq lists its product as uncharacterized. The record is from RefSeq and is a predicted model, not a curated record. The transcript is spliced from 3 exons. Gene Ontology annotation, molecular function: carbon-sulfur lyase activity. Bases 1 to 459 code for a protein of 152 amino acids.
AUGACCACCGUUAAAGGACGCUGCCACUGUGGCCAGACAGACCACUGCGAUGCUUGCAAAGUGAUUAACGGCAGUGAUUACACCCUAAACCAGAUUGUCCCAAAGGAGAAUUUUGAACUCACAAAGGGCAACUUGGGCUCAUACACAUAUGACGGCGAUUCGGGUAUCUCCCCUCCCAUUCCUACGCAACCAUGCAUAAACAAACCAUCAGAUUGUAACCUGCUCAUCAACGCAUCAUACACAGGAAACCCCGUACACUGCUUCUUCUGCCCCAAUUGCACAACCCACAUCUACCAUCACCAGACCGUAGCCGGACCCAAAUACGUCAUCCGAACCGCCUCCUUGGAAGGUGCCAAGGAGUGGCAAGUGGCUGCAGAGAUCUACGCGAUGAAUAACAUCAAAUGGCAACCUACUAUUGCUGAGGCUGAUCAUGUCUUCCAGCUGACUCCGCCAUCGUAA